UCCAGCGACCAUCCAUCCAUCAUGCCAUUCUCAUUAAUCGAACUGCUCAGACAACGCUAUCUCGAUACAAUCCAAUCCGUUAAACCGACGAAUGGGCGAUGGAAGAUCCUCGUACUCGACAAACAUUCUCAAUCCCUGAUCUAUGGCGUCCUGAAAACCUUUGAAAUUCUGGAACUGGGUGUCCAACAAAUCGACCUAAUUGAAAAUAAUCGCAACCCGUCCCCAAACCUCGAUGCUAUCUACAUCCUCGCCCCAACUGCCAAAAAUGUUGAUCGAAUCAUCUCAGACUUCGUCCCUCCAGGUGGUUCAAGCAGAAAAGGCACGCCAAGCGGUUCAAACACUUACGCCGGUGCACAUAUGUUUUUUGUUGAUGCUUUGGACGACCUCCUUGUCAAUCGCCUCACGAGCUCACCCGCUGCCCCUUUUCUCAGACAAUUGAUCGAAUUGUUCACUAAUAUCUCAGCCGACGAACCCCAAGUCUACACCCUCCGGCCCCCCAAUCCCCGCAGUCUAAUCACUUUGUACGGCCCGCCCCCUCGAUCUCCCCGCGACGCUCUAGAGGCCUGGGAAGAUGAAGUCUGUUGGAUCAGCAAAUCGUUGAUUAACUUGUUUGCUACCUUAGGAGAGAAGCCAUAUAUUCGGUACUACAAUCCCUCAUCGCCCCCACUCGGACCUGCUGCACUGGCACAAGACCAUCUAUGUAAGAGCUUGGCGGCCUCUCUCGAAAAGGACCUCGCAGCUUACUGCGAUUCUAAUGAAGAAUUUCCGCCGGUCCUCGAUCCUCCUAGACCACGCGGGACCAUGUUCAUCGUUGAAAGAGCCAUGGACUUAUUUUCUCCUCUUUUACACGAAUUUACUUACCAGAGUAUGUGCCAUGAUCUGUUGGAAAUUACGGACGGAAAUAAAUACUGUCAUUCAUACAGAGACCAAUCCGGUGAAAUAGAAGAGAAAGAACACACAUUAGGGGAAGAGGAUAAAGUUUGGGUGGAAGUUCGACAUAUGCACAUGAAAGACGCGCUGGACAAGUUAAUCAAUGAUUUCAAAAACUAUGCAUCUGAACAUGGUCAUCUUGCAAAUGGGAGCAGUUUGAACGAUAUGAAAGACAUGUUGGCCAGCCUACCACACUUGAAAGAGAGCAAGGAGAAACUGUCCCUUCAUUUAAGCAUGGCCGAGACGUGCAUGGAGCUGUUUGAAAAGCACCAACUGAUGAACAUAGCCUCCGUUGAACAGUGUUGCUCCACUGGUAUGACUGCUGAAGGGAGGACCCCCAAAUCAAUUGUGGAGGAGAUGGUACCCCUAUUGGACGAUCGUUCGAUCAGUACAUCGGACAAACUGCGGAUAGUUGCACUGUAUGUCCUUUACCGGGACGGUGUUCCGGACGAGGAUCGCCGACGACUAUACCAGCAUGCAAGGUUGGCAUUACAUGAAAUGGAUGCAGUGAACAAUAUGGUCUUCCUCGGUGCUAACGUCACCAAAGAUAGCGGGAAGAGGAAGAAAGCAUUAUUCAAACAACCACUCGAUGAGAAUGCUUACGACAUCUCGCGCUUCCAACCCGUCGUCAAACUAAUGCUACAGGAUGCUGUAUCAGGCAAGUUAGACCAAACUGUCUUUCCGUACAUGGGUGACAAUCCUUCAAACGCGCAAAACGGUAGUGGUCCGGCCUCUAGCGGCGGUGCCCCGACAUCCUUGCGGAGCGCGAAACCUAGUUGGCAACGACCAAGAUCAAAAAUAGCUCCUGCGAACCGGGAACGUCUGAUGGUAUUCGUGGCCGGUGGCUUGACAUAUGCAGAAGUCCGAGCGGCAUACGAAAUUUCAGAAGCACAUUCUAAGGAUGUCAUUAUUGGUUCGACCCAUCUAUACACACCGAAGAAAUACAUUGCCGAUCUGGCUAAUUUAGACCGGGGUGGAUCUAGUCAAGGAUUAGGCCCACCAGUCUUGGACAGCAAAUCCUCCUCUCGACCCUCGAAGCCCAAACCAGUAGAACCACGCGACCGAUUGAAAGCCGCGGACACCCGAUAUGCACAUGAAAAUAGCUAUUCCGGCCCUCCGGCGUCUGCGGCCCCUCCUUCUAGAAGAGAUUACCCUCCCGCUCCUCCUCCAAACCACCGCCCCCCUCUAAGUGCUGCCAACGUCCUCCACGUCCCUUCCCCCGCCCCGUCCAGCAUUGGCCGGAGUCCCAUGUCUUCUCCCGCUAUUAGCUCAAACGCUUCCAUUAACUCGGGCGGCGUUGAAAAAGAAAAGAAAAAGGGAUUCUUUGGGAGGAUCAAGAAGUGACACAUUCGUUGGAUCUUCCUUCUUACUUUCAAGUUGACAUGAUCUCCCCGUUUUUUUGUUUCGCUUGGAACAUAUAUCUCAUAUGUCUCUUCCUUUCGUAUUCCCAUCUAUACGUUUGUCUUUAUUUAUAGAUAUUUAUAUAUAAUCUUCGGGCCUGCAUGGUCUCACUCCCUAUGUUCAACACAUGUAAAUUUAUUUGGUUGAUUUUUUUCAUCUUGGUUUGUUCGAUCAAGGUUGACAUCCCACACAACUGUUCAUUAACGCCCAACCUUGACAAAAAAAAACA
Molecule: messenger RNA, 2560 nt
Organism: Puccinia graminis f. sp. tritici CRL 75-36-700-3
Lineage: Eukaryota; Fungi; Basidiomycota; Pucciniomycetes; Pucciniales; Pucciniaceae
Exons: 11
Coding region: 22-2274 (750 amino acids)
Biological process (GO): vesicle-mediated transport; intracellular protein transport
Cellular component (GO): secretory granule; plasma membrane
Molecular function (GO): syntaxin binding
Source: RefSeq, a predicted model, not a curated record